Molecule: messenger RNA, 2425 nt
Organism: Wyeomyia smithii (pitcher-plant mosquito)
Lineage: Eukaryota; Metazoa; Arthropoda; Insecta; Diptera; Culicidae
Product: sorting nexin-14-like
Exons: 7
Coding region: 221-2392 (723 amino acids)
Biological process (GO): autophagosome maturation
Cellular component (GO): late endosome
Molecular function (GO): phosphatidylinositol binding
Source: RefSeq, a predicted model, not a curated record
AUCGCCCAUCUCUACAAAGUGCAGCUGCAGCGCAGGGCCAGGUAGAAGGUAAACAAAUAAAAUGCAUUCUGCUAUCGUGACAUAUUUUCCAUAAUGUGCUAAUGUUUACUACUGUAAAUUAAAUGUAAAUGAUCUAAACGUGUUUAAAGGACAGUGAGAAAUAAAUUAAGUGAUUAAUGCUAAGAAAUUAGAUAAGAUAUAGGAAAAUUUAACUUUCAGUAUGUUAUUGUACCAAGUAAAAGAAGUUCUGUUCAAAUUCUAUCGAGAUGAUGUGGCCAGAAUCGUAGCCCUGGUAAUCUUGGCACUGUCCGUUGUCGUCGGAUGCUAUGUGAGCUCUCUGCUAGGCUUCACAAUCUUUCUGUUCUUCAUCAAUGGCUGUGUUGUGGCAGUAUUCACGUUGAACCACAAGGACCGAGUCAGUCGCUAUCUACAGAAAGUGAAGGACUUCUUUGGUUACAAAGAUUACGAUCAGCAUGCCGCUUUGCCAUGCGACGUGUGUGGGCAUGAAAAAUGUCCUCGUCACAAUCGCAAUGCGUUGGUCCAUGAGCCAUGGAGAGGAUUUCUCAUCGAUCCAACGCUAGACGAAAGCAUUGACCGUUUUUUCUCACACAUCAUAGAUAAUUUCAUUAGCAGUUGGUACUCGCAGAUAGCACCGGACGAAGAAUUUGUCCUCAACAUUAAGACUAACAUGCGAGAUGCCCUUUGCAGGUUGCUACUCCGUGCAAAACAGUUGGAUGCCCCAACCGUAAUUAGUAACCGCCUGUUGCCAACAUUUUUUAUACACUAUGAGAUUAUCGCUAAAAUGUUGAUAGUAGAUGGCGUUCCGAUGGAUCGAUUAGCCAAAACUUUUCUCAUUGAUGAGUAUCCAAUUCAUCCGGCAGUACUAAACCGCCAAGCUGAGCUCAACUACCUGCGAGGAGUCGCUAAAGUUAUGAUACCACGCCUGUUUACACCGGAAAAUGCAGGCUGUAAAAUAUUUUUUAAUUUAAUCAAAGAGCUGCUGACGUUCUGGGUACUGUUGCCAUUGCUGGAUGUGAUUUCUGAUCCGAAUUUAUUCAAUUUGCUGAUCAUCGCAGCCACCGAUAAGCGAUCAAAAGAGCUUCGGAAAGUUACCAAGCAGAAUACGGCGAAAGUUGAAAUUUUGAAAGAUUUCAUAGAACGCAGUCGUGAAAAGGUGAACUGCGAUGUCGAAGAAAUCCCCGGAGAUGAGGAUAUUUUAAAUGAUCAAAAUAAGCUCUACUAUUUCAUGCAGUUUUUAAUUAAAGAGGGAGCUGUAGAAUGGCUGCGUUUCUAUUUAGAUGUCGACAUUCUAAACAAAGAACUUGAGGAUCCACACAUCACAACCGAUCCGACCAAACUGUCCUCGCUGCACCAGCAGUCAGAGAAGCUUCUGCAGAUGUACCAAAGCAUGAUGAAAUCUGAACGAGAGACGUCUGUUGCCACCACGCUGAACGAAGCCCACGAGCGGGUAAAGGAAAAACUAGAAGCAAAGUGGCGCACACAUUUCAGUAAAACUUCGGAAUACUUUGAACUUGUUUACGGUACGCGGGAAAUUAGGGACAAUUCGGACAAGAAAUCGAAUGAUACUGCGGGUGGCGGGGGUACGAAGCUAAGCUCCAAAUUCAAAGAAGUCAUCAGGGGAGCAGUGGAUGGAGCCCCGAUUGAGGCAACCGAAGCGCCGACCGUUUGGGAUGCGCUGAAUGAUGCCCAGGCAAUCCCUAGUAACAACAUUUACAGUUCGAUGACACAAAAACUGCGCAAAGAGAAGGGCCAAAGUUUGGACGCUUUUAUGGUUACCUUCAUGCACUCAAUUGAGCAAAGUCCUGAUAUUGGAGAAGAUGUGAUUCAGUUCAAAGAGAUAGUGAAAAAGAAACACAAAACUCCCGGUCAAAGUCUUGUUUUCGGAGAUUUAUUCGAACUGAAGAAGGGUUCGAAGAAUACUCAUACCACAACCCUGCUGUCGCACAGCGUGCGUGGUCCCUCUCAGUGCUUAAUUUACAUACUGGUAAAAAUCCUUAAUGCGCCCUUCAUGAUUGUACGACUUGCGUUAGCAUUCUGCUGUGUUUCUCGGCGGACCGUUGACACGCUUAUUCAUAACGCGAUUGCUCGAUUGUUGCGAGCUGGACUAAAGGAAACCAGACUGGCCGUUCUUAUCAAUCUUCUUCGGGAGGUUGUUUUUCUCAAGAAGCUACCGGAGCCGACACCGGCUGAGCUACUCCGGCGGCAACAGGAUGCACGAAAACGCCUCGAUGAGCUGCGAUCCGGUCUGGGGAUUGUGGCCGACGUAUUACAAUCGCCCGCCUUGAAUAAGCAUCUGGCGUACUGCUUGUUUGAUAUCAUCCUGGGGGAGAUGUAUCCGGAAUUCGAAAGUCCUGCUGUUUGGAAAGAAUAAAGUUGAAUAACGAUGCAGAUGUGCUGAGAAUGA